AUGUCUUCCCUGCAAGAAUUAAACCUAUGGAGCAACAAGUUCACGGGGAAUCUUACAAAGGAUGUUGGGAAUCUUACAACGCUAACCGUCUUAGCAAUUUCAGAAAACUACAUGACAGGGUUUAUUCCCACUGAAAUUGGCCAACUUAACCGGCUGAAAAGUAUAAUUUCAGAAGACAAUAACUUGAGUGGUUCCAUUCCACAUGACCUCUUUAACAUUUCUACUCUUGAAGCUCUUUCAUUUGCUGGGAAUGCCCUCUCCGGAGUUCUUCCAACCACUUUGUGCAAAGAUGAAGCUCUUCCCAUCCUUGAAUAUCUUUUUCUUUGCCAAAAUUCCAUUUUUGGACCAAUACCCAACUCUAUCUCCAAUUGUUCUCAUCUCAGAAUUCUCGCGCUUUAUGGAAACAAAUUGAGUGGUUUCAUACCUACUGAUCUAGGCAACCUAAGACUUCUCCAACGCCUUGAACUGUUCAGCAACAAUCUUUCUUCAAACCUCGAUUUCAUUACCUCAUUGUCAAAUUGCAGGUCUUUAAAUCGUUUGGCUUUAAGUAAUAAUCCUCUGUAUGGCGCCAUUCCACCUUCUAUCGGGAAUUUAUCUUCCUCACUCCAACAAAUCUAUGCCGCCGGCUGCAAAUUGAACGGCGCCAUUCCUGUUCAAAUAGCCAAUUUAACAAGCUUGAUGACCUUGGAUUUACAUGACAAUGGGUUAUCUGGCAAUAUUCCUCUUUCUAUUAAACACUUGCAUAACCUUCAACUGUUAAAUCUUGGUGCAAACAUGUUGCAAGGUCCCUUUCCAGAGGCUAUAUGUUAUUUAUACAACCUGAAUGGUAUAGCGAUUCGCCAAAAUUAA
Salvia hispanica is the source of this 849-nucleotide messenger RNA. NCBI's taxonomy places the organism in Eukaryota, Viridiplantae, Streptophyta, Magnoliopsida, Lamiales, Lamiaceae. The record is from RefSeq and is a predicted model, not a curated record.